Molecule: messenger RNA, 517 nt
Organism: Morus notabilis
Lineage: Eukaryota; Viridiplantae; Streptophyta; Magnoliopsida; Rosales; Moraceae
Product: oral cancer-overexpressed protein 1 homolog
Exons: 1
Coding region: 88-504 (138 amino acids)
Source: RefSeq, a predicted model, not a curated record
UUGUUCCAAAGAAAGACAACAAUAACAAUAAACCCAGAUAAUAAAGAUAUCUCUUAAUUUCCUGGUGUUUCUUUAGAAUUACCUCUCAUGGACGACAUAUUCGAUUCGUCACUGAAUUUAGAGGAAACCCACUUGAAGGAAGGCUUCGAUGAGGGCUACAAAGACGGUCUAAUAGCCGGCAAGGGAGAAGCCGAGGAAGUGGGCCUGAAAGUCGGCUUCGAGGUCGGCGAGGAGCUGGGCUUCUACAGGGGCUGCGUCGACGUAUGGAACUCGGUCGUUCGGGUCGACCCGACCCUGUUCUCGUCUCGUGUCCAGAAGGGGAUUAAACAGAUGAAGGAGCUAAUUGAGAAGUACCCGGUUAUGGAGCCCGAGAAUGAGAGAGUUCAAGAAAUAAUGGAUGCUUUGAGGCUCAAGUUCAGAGCCGUUUGUGCUUCCAUGGGUGUGAAAUUGGACAACAAUGGCUACCCAAAAUCUUCUUUAGAGGCUAAGGAGAUUGAAUUUUGAGUUGCAGUUUUGG